AGAAUUCAAGGGCUCAAGCAUGAUGAAGGAAUGCGGUAAGAGCAGAGCAUGGCCGUGGUUCACACGACUACUGCCUUUGUGAAUGCCAUCAAGGAGUCGGCAAACAUAUUGAAGAAAAAUUUGGCAGUCAUAUAUGUGAAAGACCCUUACAUUGACAGUGACAGUGAGCAUGAGGAAGAGACACCUGAAGAUGAGAACCAGCCAAGUAAUGAAAGGAUUGAAGAGGACAUGCGCCCAGCAAUUGUGAAGGAGGAAACAAUUCAAGAGUCCAAGAAGGUGGCUGUGGCUGAUGAGUCGGAUGAUGAUAGGAACAGUGACAACGAUUUGCACAUGACGGGUGGAGAGAACAACUUUUUGAACUUCGAUUUGCUUGACUUGCUGAAUGAAAACGCCGCGGAGUUCAACCUCGAAUUGUCGAAGGCGCAGGUGGGCCGCCUGUUGUCCUCUGUUCGCAUCGCGGAUCGCCUGGAGGCUGCCAAGGACAUGGAUGGGCUGAUGGAGUUCUUGGAAUCCUUGCAAGCGGAAUCUGAGAAGAUGCUGGACGACACCGAGGCCACGGCGGAGUUCACCUGGAAAGGACUGGAGACCAAACGCCAAGACAUUGCCACUUUGGUCGGAGAGAGCAAUGCCAAAAUCCCCACGCUAAUGAAAGGAUUUAUGGAGAAGGUGGCGCAGUUUCGGCUGGAGACCAUGGACUCCUUGAGAGAAAAAUUUGCCAGAUCUGCCUACGACACGUUCUGGGAUGGUUUGCAAGACACCAUUGACCGCCAGUCCAUGCGAAGGAAAAGCCUGAUCGAUGAAGAGCAAUCAGUGGAACACUCUGCAGAAGUGGCAGCAGAGCAGCAGAAGCGGCUCAAGCGUGCUGCCACAGACGACGCGCCUGCCCCUGUCGGCGCGGGGGCGGUGGCGACCCAGAUCUUGGAGGCCAUUUCGCUCCAGCAGGAUGAGACCGCAUACCGGAAGACCAGGGUGGAGAUGGAGACAGGCAAAAGGCAGCAAUAUGCCAAUUUGAUGACCCUGGUCGAUUCGGGCGCCGAUGAUGCGGAGGAUGGAGGGUCUCGAAGUGGAUUGUCUGAAGCGGAGGUAGAGUUGCUAGCCAGGGUACGCUCGGAAGCUCGCAAAGAGGCAUGUGAGAAGGUGCUCAACACUGAGGAGGGGCGGCAGCUGGCAGAACGAGCUGGUGGGAAGGACUUCGAGGAUCCCGAGAAGAUCAUGAUCGACUGCCGUGAGUUGGAGCACAAGGCCAAAGAGCUGGGGAAGCAGCUUAAGACUUUAUCGACUUCGGAGCAGCGUCAGGAGGACUUGGCGAAGACGAUUUCCAUGAAAAAGACCCAGCUGGAGCGGAUCCUCAAGCGCAACGAGCGGCGCGCGCGGCUCAUGGAGCGCUUGGCGGGAAACGCACCAGCUGAUGAUUCUGACGAUGCACAGGGAGUUGACCCGGUGCCAAUGAUUCAAGAGUUGAUCAACAUGGCUCCAGCCAUGGAAGAAACCAUCUUGCAGAUGCGAACCGUGCUACAAAGCCUGCAGAAAGUCUUUCAUCAAGCCAAAGAUGAAGCGCUGAAUGAACGCAUGGAGGCAGCUGGAGUGAAGCCAGAUGACCUGUCGGCCUCCAAAGCAGAUGUGCUGCAAGAACGGCUACAAAAGAUGAAGAAAGAGUUUCAAUUCUUGGUCGAGGAGAAGGAAAGGCUAGAGGAGGAGCUCAAGCCCAAGACUACAAAACCUACCAAAGACUUGAAGCGAGGAAAAACAGAGAAGCAGAAGGAGAUGGAGGACGAAGCCCAGGAUGCUGCGAAGUUGGUGCUCGAGUGGUCGUCUUCAUGCCCGCAUCUGAAGUUUCUCAUCGACGCUGACGGCCAACCUCUGCUGAGCGAUGAGGUACCUGACCCAUCGGAGAUCAAAUCAGUGACCCAGUCAAAGCCGUACCUCACUGCCUUGACGAAGGCUUGUCAAAUGCUGGAGACUCACCGCGUGGCAUUGGCCAAGCGAUGUCGGCUCCUAGGUGGCGAGGUUGCGGAGGAGGAGGAGCCGGAUGACGGUGACACGCGCAGACGUCACGCUUUCUUGAAGGCUGAAACCGGACGUCCCGCGCCCUCCAGAGAGAAGGAAGAAAGAGAAAGAAGACAAGAGCCACAAGAAGGAUCCGGAGGUGGCAGAGGACGAGGAUCUGGAGGCGGAAGAGGAGGAUCUAGAGGUGGAAGAGAAGGGAGAGGACGAGGAGGAAGAGGAAACCUCGAUGCCGAAGUGGAGGCUCCAUUGGAUGAAACGCCUACCAGAUCAUCUCCAAUGCCGAUGACUAGGUCGGAAAGACUGCGCCGACAGGACAGAACGCCAAAGGCAGCUGCUCGGAAGCGGCGAAUCCAAAUCUUUGGGGCCUUGAGUCCAAUGCAGGCGGAUGUGACCGAUGAGGCCAAGGCAAGCGUCAUGGGCUUGCUGAACAUGGCCAAGGAGUUGGAGGAUCUGCGCAUCCAGACGCGACAUGUGGAGGUCCGCAUCCACCGCGCCAAGGCUGCCACAGACGGAAAAAGAUCCAGCCUGCUUCCAGGUGGUGAGGAUGAGGACGAUGGCAUUCCAGACGCAAAUCGCGAGUUGAGGAGAGAGGUACAGCGGAAGCAGAAGGAGCUGAAUGUGUUGCGAAAACGCUGGGCGGAGGAGCGUGGGGGCCGCGAAAAGGCCGUUCAGCGGCAAGGUGCCUUGGUGGGCGUGGCGGUGAGGCAACUGAUCAUGGGGAAGGAAGAGGCUCCUCCAACCGUCGAGUCAUCGUCCUCGUCCUCGUCAUCCUCAUCCUCCUCAGCCUCGGGGGAGGAUUAGACCCCUUGGCGAAACAAAGAUCCAGGCUGAUGGAUAUGUACAUAGAAAGUGCUCGGAGGAAGAAAGUCGUUGUCGACGGCGUGUUGGCCCGUAGGUUAGAAUUAGAAUUGAGAUCUUUAUACAUCUUAGCUGUUCUCGGAAACGCUCGUGUGUUUGGUUAAAGGUUGGCAGCACAACUUGUGUAGCCGCUGUAGCCCAGUAGAAUCACUGGCUUGAUAGGCCUAAGGCCCAUGAAUCCAGUGAUGCGCUCAGCCC
Molecule: messenger RNA, 3063 nt
Organism: Durusdinium trenchii
Lineage: Eukaryota; Dinophyceae; Suessiales; Symbiodiniaceae
Source: the annotation of a GenBank genome assembly